Messenger RNA from Pieris brassicae (large cabbage white), 6404 nucleotides. RefSeq names its product dedicator of cytokinesis protein 7 (gene Zir). Gene Ontology annotation, molecular function: guanyl-nucleotide exchange factor activity. The coding region runs from base 108 to 6020 and encodes 1970 amino acids. Gene Ontology annotation, biological process: positive regulation of GTPase activity; small GTPase-mediated signal transduction. The transcript is spliced from 41 exons. NCBI's taxonomy places the organism in Eukaryota, Metazoa, Arthropoda, Insecta, Lepidoptera, Pieridae. The record is from RefSeq and is a predicted model, not a curated record.
UGUUGUUUGUAUUUUUAUAACAGUGAGUGUUAUUGCAUUUAAUAAAUACAUAUUUUGAGGGAAGAUAAACCUUUAGCAACAUCGGCACCCUCGUCCUCCCGUUUUAGAUGACUCUAGGACGUAAAUAUCAGAAUUCUUCCGGGAAUGCUGGGGAGGCUCGAAAGGUCUAUGCUAGUCAGUCGAAGGUUGGGACGCUCUCUGGGUGCUCAUCUUCUAUUUCACUAUCUGACAUGAUUGAACCACCAGACUAUGAAGAUGUCUGUGACAGGAUGAUGGGUGAGGGUGAUCCUCUUGCCUAUCCAACAAAUGACAUUGAGCUUGUGACAAUACCACGGAAGAUUAGAACUCUGACACAUGUGCUACCUGAUGAAGAUUAUUCAAAAGCUCCUAUGUUUGUCCGGGACUGCAUAAGCUGCUACACUUCAGACUACACAGUUGCAGAAUACAAGUAUCGUAACUACUCAGGGUCAGCCUAUGGUAGAGAACGACUUGCAGAAAGACUUGACAAACUUCUUUUAGCUCCACCACAAAACUAUGAAGUUGAUGCUGAACAUUCAACCUCUAUGGAAGAACUGGCUUCACAACAGCUAUCACUUCAAUUUGAAUCUCAACCGUCCAGUGGUCGGCAAUCAGUUGCUUCUAUUUCUUCAUCAUCUUCCUGUAAUGAAACACUUACUCCUCGAGGGUCUUGGGCCAGUCUUGACCUGAGGAGCUCAUCGUCAGAUCCCUUGCUACCUGACCUGUUUGAAAAAAAGCCUCAGGAACACAUUGAUGCUACUAAUGAAGCUAAAAGGUUGGAAAACCGACAGUCAGAUCUUCUUGGAUUGUAUGCUCCAUAUUUGGAUGAGGAAGAAGCUGUAGAACGGAGAUUAGCUGCUGAAAUGCCCUGUGAACUGAUGGGGCAUAGAAUAUUGGUUAUUUGUCAUCAACUAAAACUGGAACUGGAUGUUGAACCUCUAUUCGCCUCCAUGGCGCUCUACGACGCUAAAGAAAAGCGAAAGUUAUCUGAAAACUUCUAUUUCAACCUAAAUUCGGAAUGUACGAAACAAAUGCUCUCAACACAUAUACCCCAUGCAGAUUUAUCGACGUUAUGUAGAAGUGCUGUGUUUGAUAUAUUGAAUCCGUCGCCUGAUGUGUUUCUUGUAGUACGAGUGGAGAAAGUACUGCAAGGUGACGUCAAUGAGUGCAUUGAACCGUAUAUUAAGGAUGAUAAGAAUCGUGAAAAGGUACGCGCAAGCGCACAAGCUGCAUGUUCGCGCCUCGGCAAGUUUCGAAUGCCGCUCGCUUGGAGCGCUGUUUCUCUGCUCAAUAUAUUAUCUGGCUCUAACAGCUUGGAACGAGACGCCACUGAAAAAGAUGGAACCAAUUCUCAUACUAAUAGUCUAGAUCGCAAAGCAUCAUCUAGCAGUUUAGAACAGUUGCGCAGACGUGCUGGUGAAGUUGGCGGGUCGCUCACUCGCAAAGGAUCCGUCGAACGACGAACGAACAAUACGCAAAAUUCUGAUGACAUCGCGCAUAAUUUGGACACGUUCAAACCAAUUGUUAUCACUGUUACGAGCUUCUUUAAACAGGAAACAGAUAAGCUCAGAGAUGAGGACUUAUACAAGUUCUUGGCUGAAAUCAAGCGCCCUAGCUCUGCACCGAAGAAAUUAAAAUGUAUUCCUGGAACAUUAAAGAUUGAAGUAUCACCCGCGCCUGAAGAAAUUAAGAAUGGCCUUACACCGGAAUUGGCUAAAAUUGUCCCUUACGGAGAUGAUAACGUUCGUCCCUGCAGGGAGAUAUUACCGUUUCCCCUGAUCUCCCCUACCAUCCCGCAUCAGCAGUACCGCAAUCUUUUGUAUGUGUGCAUACGAGAACUCAACUUUAACGCAUUCACAUCAAGGACCGGUUCUGCGAGGAAUAUUACUGUUCGAGUGCAACUAAUGGCGGGUGAAGAACAAAUUGCUGCUUUACCAAAUAUCUUCGGACGUAGCUCGUGUCCGGAGUUUAGUACAGAGGCUUUUACCACCGUACUAUAUCAUAACAAGAACCCAUCGUUAUAUGAUGAGAUUAAAAUUAAAUUGCCAGCUGGUCUGGGCGAUCAGCACCACCUCCUGUUCACGUUUCUUCACGUGGCCUGCCAAAGGAAGCCAGUCGCGCCUGAUCAAGAGAAAAACGUUGAAACUGUUGUGGGAUAUACAUGGAUACCUCUAUGCCGCAAUGGCAAAUUGACGUGUGGCGAAUACAACCUUCCUGUGAUGUGCGAGGAACCACCGGCAAACUACUCUUACAUAUUCCCCGAUGUCUUGUUACCUGGCACACGAUGGAUAGACAACCAUAAACCUAUAUUUAACAUCGCACUGGAAGCGUAUACCACGGUACAUCCGCAGGAUGGGUACAUAGAAAGGUUUGCAAUGGCCUGUGAAGCAGUCCAAGAAGGAAAUAUUCCACCAAGAAUUGGUUUGGCCAAUAUGGAAGCGGAACUAAGAGCUAGCAUUACAGAGCUGCCGACAGCCAACGUAGAAUCCCUUGCCCGUUACUUGCCCGUAGUGGCAGACAAGCUCUUACAAUUGCUAGUGGCGCCACCAUCGCUUGCGGGACAAACGUUAAACAUCGCUCAAGACGUAUUCACUUGUAUUGCCCAUUUGUUUACAGAUAUCACGAAUAUAAACGAUUGCUCAACUUGCGAUGCUCAUGGUCGAAGUAGCUUACUCAGCACCUAUAUACAUUAUCAAUGUCGUAUUCCACGACCAGCGCUUUCCGAUACCGAUAUUGGAUUGCCUUUACCGCCCUCAGUAAUGACGGACGGUUCUUGCAAGAUCCUCCACGAAGAAAUAGCAUUGCAAUGGGUCGUCGCUAGUGGGGCUACACGUGAUCUAGCCAUGAGUAAUUCUUGGACCUUAUUUGAAUUGAUGGUGAAAUCGAUGGUCGAGUAUCUGUACUGGAGCGGCGCACACGAGGCACCUCGUAAGGCUCGCUUUCCGGACCAAUUCACUGAUGACCUUUCCACGCUCGUGACUAAUGUCACCGCUGAAAUUAUUGCCAAAUAUGGCAAAAACAGUCGUCUCACCCAAAGCUUAAAUAACAGUUUGGCGUUCUUCAUGUUUGACCUACUUAGUAUCAUGGACCGUGGCUACGUUUUUAACCUGAUCAGAGGCUACCACAAACAGAUGUGCGCUAAAAUAUCUUCUUUGCCUGAUGCUGUUCCCUUAGUGCAUUAUAAGCUAUCGUUCCUCCGUAUCGUCUGCUCUCACGAACAUUACGUAUCCCUCUGUCUGCCCUCUGGCCCUGGGAGGGCUGCAUCACCAGCGCCCUCUGCCCGCUCUUCAGGCUCGUCUGAGUGCCGCAAUGGAGUAUCUCUAUCGGGAGAGUUCCGAUCUCGGCACUACCUCGCUGGUUUGAUGCUCGCUGAUCUAACCGCUGCUUUGGAGUUGCAAAGUCCAGUUCUCCAAUGUGCUGCAGUGAACGCCGUAUUAUGUCUCCUAAGUGCACAUGACGCUGAUCCGAGACUCAUCCAGCCAGAACUUAAAGCAAGAGUGGCGUCCCUAUACAUGCCAUUAUUGGGUAUUGUAAUGGAUGCCCAACCGCAACUCUAUCGGGGAUUUGACAGUGGUAAAGAAAUAUUACAGUUAGACGGAGAAAUGGGACAAUUUGGAAGUUUAUACCCUGCGUCCUCACCAGAAGGUGAUUUUAAACAGAGUGGUCGCCCGCCCUUCAACAGCGAAACAAGUCGGAAUCUACUGAUGUGUCUUGUCUGGGUACUCCGUUGGGCGGAUCGCUCCGUCUUAUCUUCUGCUGUGGCUGACUUGCCGCCGGCCCGACUUCAUUCGCUCUUCGCCUUGAUUGAUCUGUGCUUCAAAUGCCAGGAAUAUAAGGGUCGCAAAGAAAUAAUGAAAUGCGCGCAACAAAACGUUCGUAAAACAACGGAUAUAAAGGCAAAGUUAGAAGACGUUAUUCUCGGACAGGGAUCUGCAAGGUCCGAUUUCAUAAUGCGGCGUAAAGGUGGAUCAAGUGGGCGCUCAGGCGGCCGUGACCGUUGGCGCAAAGAGUGGGUGAGGGGCGGAACUAGAUCUCGACCAGCUUCCCCCGCCCGUCCGCAACCCGCUCUCGCCGCUACGCUCUCCGCUGAAGUGUCCUUGACCCUAUUACACUCUGUUUGCGCUAUUGUGCAGUCAUGUAGCGGUUCUGAAUGGAGUCAAGCGGCGUGCAGCGGCGCUCUAGGGGUAGUGUUACGCGCACUCCAGCGUAAUCAGAGCACCAGUGUCUUACAGCAUAUGUUCGCUACUGUUCGAGCUCUUAUUCACAAGCUGGGCUGGUCGUGCUGCUCGGAAGAAUGGGGGCCAGGUGUGUGCCGCGUACUGCUGCGUCACUGCGCUGCGUUGGCUGCCUGCUCACGCGCACACGCCUCUGCUACGCUUUAUGCGCUUAUGAGGCAGCACUACCAUCUGGGAAAUAAUUUCAGCAGAAUAAAGAUGCAAGUGACAAUGUCUCUAUCUUCUCUUGUUGGAACUUCUACAACUCUCAGCGAAGAAUCUCUUCGUCGAGCUCUCAAAACGGUUCUGCUGUACGCUGAACAUGAUCAAGAUCUUCAAGAUUCAGCCUUCCCGGAGCAGGUGAAAGAUCUGGUAUUCAACCUACACAUGAUCUUAAGCGACACGGUGAAAAUGAAGGAAUUCCAGGAGGAUCCUGAAAUGUUAUUGGACCUCAUGUACCGGAUCGCAAGGGGAUACCAGCACAGCCCAGAUUUGCGUCUCACCUGGCUUAAUAACAUGGCGCAGAAGCAUAUGGAGCGUUCAAAUCACUUAGAAGCUGGAAUGUGUCUCGUGCAUGGAGCCGCCCUAGUGGCGGAACAUCUACGCGCGAGUGGGCGCGGCGCCGCUCUCUUAGAAAAAGUCACACACAAUGCCCUAGACGAGAGUUGCCCUGACGUACAUCUGCCGCAUCAUCACCUGACUUGUCAGGAAUUGCAGGCUUUACUGGAGCAUGCAGCCGGUGAGUUGAUGACGGCCGGCAUGUAUGAGACGGUUAAUGAGGUGUACAAAGUAUUGAUACCAAUUGCAGAGGAGAACAGAGACUACAAAAAACUUGCAAAUAUACACAGCAAACUGAGCGAGGCUUUUAGUCGUAUAGAGCAGCUUCAUGGGAAACGCGUGUUUGGGACGUAUUUCCGGGUGUCGUUCUAUGGAGCGCGCUUUGGAGACUUGAGCGGAGAGGAAUUCAUUUACAAGGAGCAUGCACUUACUAAACUACCGGAGAUAUUUAGCCGACUUGAGAAUUUCUAUGGCCAAAGAUUUGGUCCAGACAACGUGGUGAUUAUAAAAGAUUCCAACUUUGUGGAUGUCAACACACUUCAACCGGAGAAAGCUUACAUACAGAUAACAUAUGUCGAACCGUACUUUGAGCCUCACGAACUACGAACCAGAAUCACGCACUACGAAAGGAACUAUAAUAUAAAGCGCUUCAUGUACGCGACUCCAUUUACGGCGGACGGACGAGCACACGGCUCAUUGGAGGAACAGUGCAAGCGAAAGACCAUACUUACUACGGCGCAUCAUUUCCCAUACCUCAAGACACGGAUACAGGUUGUUCAGAGGAGUCAAAUGAUUCUGUCGCCGAUAGAAGUCGCUAUUGAAGAUAUACAAAAGAAGGUAAGCGAGCUAUCAGCAGCAACAAUUCAAGAGCCGGCAGAUGCGAAGAUGCUGCAAAUGGUCGUGCAAGGUUGCAUCGGCACUACGGUCAACCAGGGACCUUUGGAACUUGCGCAGGUGUUCCUUGCGCCUGUGGCUGAAGGCACACAGCCUCCAACCAGACUAACGAACAAACUGAGACUCGCGUUCAAAGAUUUUUCUAAAAAAUGCCAAGACGCGGUGCGUAAAAACAAGAACUUGAUAAGCAGUGAGCAGCGGGAAUACCAGCGGGAGCUGGAGCGGAAUCUGCAGCGUUUUUCGGAGAGACUUGCGCCACUUGUACGCGCACCACCUUCGCCUUCACAUGUCGCACAUCUCACCAAUGGCGUAAGCAAAUCCGAAUAUAAGUAUUAAGACAUAUUUGCUGAAUUGAAGCAGUAACACGCGGAAGACUGACUCGUAUGACUUAAGUACUCAUUUAUAUAGAAAACUUUGAUGUGAGGAUCGUAUUAUGGAAAUUGAUAGGGAAUGUGAGAUUGAACAUUAAUGUUCUUUUGCAGGUGUAUAUAGCAAAUUUCAAUAUUCAUAAUGUAUUCGUUUUAUCGUUAUACUGGGAAUUCAAUUUCUAUUUUUGAGUAAAUAAUAUUGCACCGAAAUCUUUGAACCGAGGGCUGUAACACGAAGAAUACGUAUAAUCGCUAUAAUAUUAGGUCCUUACAUAUGAAAUUGUAAUGUUUGUAUGGGAGGAACAAAAAGUCGAAUAUUUUUAAAUAUAAUAUAUUUAAUUAAUCAAAGUAU